AUGUUGCUGCUCCCGAGUGAAAAAGCGAGCGUAGAAGAUCGCGACCUCGGCCUGGGGUUUGCACCACUUAUGGACGGCACCAUCCGGACCAGUGAUCCCAAGGGAAUACGCGAGGCCGCUGCUGUGGAGGCAAAGCAAGCCGAGGAGGCACUUCGUGGGCUCAUGCGUGCCAGCAAGGUAAACAAGUUGAAGGAAGUCCGCGCAGCCGCAGACCGGAGCACGCUGAACAAGAAACGGUACACCUUGUGGGAAGCAGCAAUGCGUGAGCUUAUUACGGAAGCGAAACAGGAUCGUCGCAAGAGCGGUUCCGGUGGUGCUGCGGGAGGUUAUGGCGCGGUAUCACGUGCGCCUCAGAGCAUUGACACAUCUCCCUCUAAGACGACUAAGAGCACUGCGGCAGCGUUGCGGGAGGAGAUUGCUGACCAGAGCAUGAUGGUGAACGCGGAGAAGAUGUUCCACCGCAAAGAGAUUCCGCGCAAGGCGCGCAAAAUUGUUUAG
Sporothrix brasiliensis 5110 is the source of this 498-nucleotide messenger RNA. RefSeq lists its product as uncharacterized. Lineage: Eukaryota; Fungi; Ascomycota; Sordariomycetes; Ophiostomatales; Ophiostomataceae. Bases 1 to 498 code for a protein of 165 amino acids. The transcript has a single exon. The record is from RefSeq and is a predicted model, not a curated record.